Molecule: messenger RNA, 3792 nt
Organism: Aspergillus calidoustus
Lineage: Eukaryota; Fungi; Ascomycota; Eurotiomycetes; Eurotiales; Aspergillaceae
Source: the annotation of a GenBank genome assembly
AUGAUAUCCCGAUGGCUUCAGCUUCUGGGCUGCCUAAUGGUGGCGCUCUUGACACCACUGAGUGCCGCGAAGAAGGCUAAGCCCAGCAUAAGCUCGUACAAACUCGACGAAAAGCCGCUAUCUAUAUUCUACUUUGAGAGAUCCGAUACCGUCUUGAUGACCUUGGAGGAUAGGUCACUUUUACGCUCAUUCGAUGCCGGCGAAAAUUGGGAGGCAAUUGAGGAUGAUGGCAUGAAGCACGCAGUCGUAUCCAUCUUCCAGCAUUCUUACGACGAGAACAAGGCAUAUGCGCUAAGUGAAGACGGAAAACAUUGGAUCACGACAGAUCAAGGAAAGACUUGGAAGUCCUUUAAGAUCUCUGAUGUUCCAUUCUACAAGAGCCCACAAACUGGGCCUUUGUCUUUCCACGGGCGGGACUCCGGCAAAGUCAUCUUCGAGACGAGGCCCUGCCUGUCAUGCGCGCUAAGGUCAUACUACACUACGGACGAUUUCGAGACGAUAAAUGUUUUGACUGAAAGCGCCGUGGGAUGCUAUUGGGCGAUUGGUGAUCCUCAAUUUGGCGAAAAUGCGAAAAACAUGGACGAGCGCACACUCUGUGUGGUCCCAGGUCUAAAGACAGGAUCCAGAUUCGCUUUCCGCCUGGUCUACUCCAACGACUUCUUCGCAAGCCAGGGGAUUGAGGCCAAGCUUCAGGAUGGCCGACCAGUAUCCGGCGUCACCAGCAUUGCACAAGUCAAGCGAUUCAUCGUUGCGGCUGUUGAGUCUGAGGGUACGACUGAGCGCGCUCUGUAUGUGACAGUCGAUACUGAAAAUUGGCACCGGGCGGAAUUCGGGGACCAUCGCAUAGAAGAGGACGCUUAUACUGUGUUGGAGAGUACAAACUAUAGUAUUCAGGUCGAUGUCCUGACGGAUCCGCACCGCGGUGUCGGAGUUCUCUUCACUUCCAACUCCGAUGGUACAUAUUUCGAACGCAACAUUGAACAUACAAAUCGUGGCUCAAGGGGCUAUGUCGAUUUUGAGAAGUUAGCCGCUAUCCAAGGUAUCUAUUUGGUGAACACGGUUAACAAUACGAAGGAGUCGGCAACUGGGUCCGGCAAACAGAUUACCAGCAAGAUAACUUUCGAUGAUGGCAAGACAUUUCAGCCUCUCGAGAUUGGUGGUGAAAACCUCCACUUGCACUCUGUGAAUUCUGUCACGAAUAUUGGACGCGUCUUCUCAAGUCCUGCCCCCGGCUUGGUAAUGGGAGUUGGUAAUACUGGCGACCAUCUUGGUGACUAUUCGGAUGGGAACCUCUAUAUAUCGGAUGACGCAGGUCGCACUUGGCGCCUCGCUCUCAAAGGGCCACAUAAGUACGAGUUUGGUGACCAGGGAGGGGUUGUGACUGCAAUCAGUGAUGAGGGCAAAGUGAAAAAGCUUCAAUAUUCUCUAGACCACGGGAAAGAAUGGAAGUCAAUUGAUCUUCCCCACGAGGUUGACUCAAGGACCACGACAAUCACGACGACUCCCGACUCGUCAAGUCUACGAUUCAUUCUUAUAGGCUACUCUUCCAAAGACGAGUUCGUUGUGUUCGGCAUCGACUUCAACGACAUGCAUGAACGCAAAUGCGAAGAAGAUGAUUUUGAUACCGAUUGGCCUGCCCGGUUAGAUGAGAACGGAGAUCCUGAUUGCUUAAUGGGGCGGAAGCAAUUCUUUCGCCGCAGAAAGGCCAACGCAGACUGCUUCGUGGCUGAGCCAUUUCACACUUCAUUGUCGAAGUUCGUCCCAUGCAAAUGCACUGCUGAAGAUUUCGAGUGCAAGUAUAAGCGAACCAAGGAUGGCAAAAGCUGUGUUCCAUCGACGUCCAUUACUCCACCAGAGGGGGAAUGCAAGAAUCCGACUGACACGUUCAAGGGUCCAUCUGGGUGGAGGUUGAUUCCAGGCGACACUUGCAUUCGCGAAGGUGGAAAAGAACUGGAUAAGGACACUGAAAUACCAUGUGAGGAUGCCGGUGGGAAGCCGAACAGUGGGGAAAUCACUUCUACUCCCACGUCGUUUGACUCGAAGGUGUCCAAUUACUAUUAUCUGGAACGCCAAAUCUCCAGUACCGGAGCAGACGAGACUGUCCUGAUGCUUAGCCACCAUGGAGAGGUAUUCGUAUCUCACGACCAUGGACGGACCUGGAAACAGGUGCUUGAAGACCAGUCGGACAUUAUUGCGAUAGUCCGUCAUCAGUAUAAUAGUGACACCGCUUACGUUUUGACCAGCGGUCUUGAGGGAUUCUACACUAUCAACCGCGGAGAAACAUUCCAGUCAUUCAAGACAAAGACCCCUCCUAACCGUGAAAAUAGCCCGACUCUGAGAUUUCAUCCGUCCAAAAAGGAUUGGCUGCUUUGGGUUGGUGAAGCCGAUUGCAAGUCCGGAAACUGCCAUUCGAACGCCUAUUUCAGCAACGACCGAGGAGACAACUGGAAACUCAUGCUGCGAUACGCUAAGAAAUGCGAAUUCGAGUACAAAGAGAACCAUCCAGGCAGCGAGCGUCUCAUUUUCUGCGAACAAUAUGAGAAUGAGAACCCAAGCAACCGCCUGCAGCUCAUGUCCACUGUUGACGAAAGCUUUGAUGUCUGGAAUACGACCUAUGAUGAUCUUGUGGCCUACGCUACAAGGUCAGAGUACAUCAUCGUCGCCUCGCGGAACAAUGAAACUGGAGCCCUAAAGGCUAGCGUUAGUGUCGAUGGAUUUACGUUUGCCGAUCUGAACUUCCCCGCCAACAUCUCGCCAGAGCAAAAUCUUUAUACCGUCCUUGACGCUUCUGAACACGCCAUUUUUCUAUACGUCCAAACCAGCAACAAUACUAAUGCCGAGUACGGUUCAAUAGUGAAAAGCAAUAGCAACGGCACGACCUAUGUACUCAGCCUCGAUUCGGUGGACCAGGAUAAAAAUGGGAAUGUCGAUUUUGAAAGAACACAAGCUUUGGAAGGAGUAAUACUGGCAAACGUUGUUAGUAACGUGGACGAAUUGUCAAGCGGAGCCCCCAAGAAGCUUCGGACGGUCAUCACUCACAACGAUGGUGGGAAAUGGACACUCCUGGCUCCUCCAGCAAAGGACGACGCCAAUGGUGAGAAAUUCUCUUGCUCAGUCAAGCCCGGUGAGGGGACUCCCGAAUGCGCUCUCCACCUUCAUGGAUACACGGAACGCGCUGAUUUUCGGGAUACAUUCUCUUCGGGAUCCGCGAUUGGUCUAAUGAUAGCUCAGGGCAACGUUGGUGGCCAUCUGACCAAGAAAGACGAAGCCGAUACCUUCAUGACUUCGGAUGGCGGGAUUUCCUGGAAAUUCGUCAAAAAGGGUAGAUACAUGUGGGAGUUCGGCGACUCUGGUUCAGUGCUUGUGAUCGUCUCAGAGGUUGAGUCAACCAAGGUUCUUCAUUAUUCCACUGACGAGGGCAAAUCCUGGAAGGAUUACGAGUUUUCAGAAGAAGAGAUGAAAGUAUCUGAUAUCUCGACUGUGCCCUCUGAUACUUCAAGGAGCUUCCUUCUUUGGGGCACUGACUCCAAAAAUAGGCCCAUCUCAGUCAAUGUUGAUUUCAGCGGACUCUAUGGUAGAGACUGCGUGUUUGACAAGGACGGGCAAAUCAGCGAGGACUAUUACCUUUGGAAGCCAUCACAUCCAUUCCAGGAAGAGAACUGCUUAUUUGGACACGUUGAGCAAUACCGUCGCAGAAAGUUGUCGGCUGAUUGUUGGAACAACUGGCGCGGUCCUCAUUUGCACAGCAUUGAAAGUAAUUGCAGCUGCACAAGGGCUGACUAUGAAUGGUAA